UGAAGUCUGUUUUCUGUUCCUUGCCAUAAAGAGAAGAGAAGAAGAAGAAGAGGUUGGUGCACCUGAUUGUUCAAAAAUAAGUAAUACAGCAUAAAUUUGAUUAAGCCGUUACAGGUGUCUCACGUUUCCAUAAAUUUCUGAAAGAAUUGGAUAUAAAAAUCGAUUUAUUUUUGCAUUAAAAUUGUUACUUGGUGAAAUAUAAGGUUAAAAUGAACAAUCGACGAAGACGUGCUGAUGAUUUCACAGAUUCCUUGACCAGUUUUCAUCAAAUAAUACAUGAAGAAAAACAAACUUUGAGUGUAUCGCAAGGAAAUUUGGAAGACAACUCAGAAAUUAAUUCUAUGAGAGAUAUGCAAUGUGAAAGUGUAAGCAAUAAUGAAUCUCGUGCUAGUUCUAUUAUUAUAGCAGGUAGUUUAGGUCAUCGGCAACAUAUUUCAUCAGAUCUAUGUAAGAUUGUUGAGGAUAAUAGUAAUAUCACAUAUAAUAAUAAUCAAGCUCGAAUAAGAGAUGUAUUAGGUGUGUCUGAUGAAACAUCAUAUUUGUCAUUGAGACCUGAUUUAAAUAAAUGUAUAAAUUUGUUUCACAAUGAGGAUAUAAGUAAGGAACAUCAUACUUUUGAAGAAUAUCCAAAUCAUGAUUCCAUGUUGUUUGAGAUUAAAGUUAACAAAGAUAUUUAUCAUUGUCACUUAAAGAAAAAUAAGACUGUAGAGGUACAAUGUGAUUUAAUUAGAGAUCGUCCAUGUGCUUUAUCAUUAAAUUCAUUGGCUGAUGCAAGCAUAUCAAUAAAGAAUCAAGAUGUAAUUAACAAAAAACUUCAAAGGUCUAAAAGCUGCAGUAUGCUGUACAGUAAUUUGAAGAAGGAUGCAAAUCAUAAUAUUAAAUCUAGAUACUUUUCUGUAGCAUCUACAGAUUCUGCUACAAGAAAAAGUAGUUAUGAAAAAAUUGACACAAUUCUAUUUAAUGCCUUGUCAUUAUCGAAGCCUUCUAUUUUAUCAAACAAGACGAACGAUUUCCAUUCUACUUCUGAAGAUCAGAAGUAUGAUUUAACAAACAGCGACACUAGUUCAAAAGAGCAAGUUAGUUCUUUUGAAUUAAAAACAUUUUUGCAUUCAUUGGAACAACAAAAGCCAAACGAGACAGUUGUGCAAGAACGUUUGCUGAGGCGUUUGUCUGCUAACUUCUAUAAUUCACCAAAAACUUUUACAGAAAAAUUACUAACAAUUAUUGAAGAAUCAGUUAUAAAUGAUGACUCUUGUGCACAAUUAGAAUACCCAGAAGUUAGCUUAUGUAGAUUAACUGAAGAACUUCGAAAAAUGUGCAAAUUUAUAGAGGAUGAAACUAUUCCAGAAUGGCCUCAGUCUCCAAGCAUGUCGACAUCAAUUUGUCUACGACAAAGAAGUCGAGAACCUAAAUCUCCCUUGCAGAAAUCCAUUAAUGCUUUUACAUCUCGAGAUAAAGACUUAUAUUUAGACAUGCCUGUUUCUCCUCGAUGUAAAAUUAAAAGUCCAAAGAAAAUUUGUCAGCAUACAUUAAAAACAUCAAAAAAUAUUGUAUAUAAUACGAAAAACCCACUGCAUGAUAGUACAAGUACAUUUGAAUCUUUAGAGGCAUUUUGCGAAAAACUUUAUGCUGAUGAAUUCAGAGCUCUUCCAAUAAAGGAGAAAAAUUUGUUACCCUCGCAAAAUAUAGAGAGCAUUUUAGAUGUAUGUGAAAAUCAAAUGGCUUCUUUAGAAAAUUCACUCGACAUUCACGAACAACUCAAGAAAGCUGCAUUUACUUCAAAUUUAGCAAGCCAAUCUAAUAAUAAAGUACCUGAAACACAGAAUCUUCAAUACAAAUUGCUAACUCAUGAAAAAUACAAUAAGACAGAUUCGAAGAAAAUAUCUGAUACAUUUAAGCAAUGGACUAAAGAUAAUAAAUCUUAUGAAACGAUUGAACCAGAUGAUUUGGAAAAUACAAUCAUGUAUGAAAUAGCAAAAAAAAGACAAAGAUGUCUCGACACGGCAAAGGUAAUAAUGGAAAUUGACACGAAUUCGGAGCUAGUAAAGGAGAAACAAAUAUGCCCAAAGAUUGUCAACGACUCCUUAUCGACUAAUGAUGCUAAAUUCAUGGAAACACUAAUGUCUGUUAAGAGAUAUCAAGAGUAUUUGGAAGAGCACAAAUCUAUACUGAAUUUAUUUCGACCUAAAUCAUGCAGUUCUCGUAUUCCUGACAAAAAAGAUGUUCAAACGAAGGAGAUAUCCAGAAAAGAUUUUGGUUCUCGUCGUUUAGGAGAUAAAGUCGAGAAUGCGAUAUUAGAAGAACCAGAGUUUUCAAGAAUGAGAAAGAAGAGUAGAAGUCCUUUAUUAGCAAAAUGUUCUACUAAUAAACUAGUUGUUUCAAAACCAAGAUUAUUUGUGACUCCUGGAAAAACGGUUGUUAAAAAAAGUUGUAAGCCAAAACGCACAUACUUUCCUAAUCUAGUGCAAGGAAUGAGUAAAGAAAAGAACGUUAGUUCGCAUCUGAAAAAUAUUUAUCGACAAAUAGAAAGUUACGAUCAUGUAGUAUCACCAGUUGGAAUAUAUAUAAAGGGUACGGAUCCUCAUCUGAUGAAAAAUUUACGACCUAAAACGGACGAAAAUCUAUUAACACCUAGAAAAAAGCAGAUUAUGCAAUCUCGCAGCCCAAAACCGAAGUUUCGACUAUCUCCGAAACAGACAAAAGAGACAAUGACUAAAACAGUGGUAAGAGAUGAAAAUAUUGCUCAUAAUUUUCUACACCCAAAAGUACAUUAUAAGCUUCCCUCGCAUGUACGGACGAUAAAAGAAACAGAAAAUCGAAAAGUGGGAAACCGCAUAAAGGAAUUAUUACGUUCAACACAAGAUAAAGUCGUAAUUCGACAUGAAGAUCGAAUAAAAUCAGUUCAAACAAAUUAUUUGAAGCAACCUGAAAUUCAUUACGAUUCCGCAGAAGAAUCCGUGCAUAUUGAGCAAACAGCGCGUAAAACGUGUUUUUCUCGUAUACAAAAGAAUUAGUGGCUGUUACUCUAUGUAAUUUGCUCUAAUUUAUUAACUGGAGAUCGAUAAUGCAUUAUAAAGAAAUACUAUAUAAUACAUGUUAUAAUUCAUAUUUUCAUUAAAGUUGUAUAUCUUUUUAUAUAUGAGAUGUAAAAUGUUUUAUUAAAUGUGCAAUUUAAAUUAUUUUUUCGACAUUAAUUAUUUUGCGCUUUCAUAAAAUAAUAUCUUAUUGCAUGCAAUUGAGUAACCUUUUUCUAAAGAGUUUAAUCACGAUUACAACUGCUGUACAAUUCAAUUUCUUACUUCCGCUAUCGACAGCAAGAAUGAAUUUAUUUUUUGGAUAGCUUCUUGGAGUUUCUUGAAGAGUAAGAUGGCAUACAUAACGAAAAAAAGUAAUGUACAUCAGAUCAAUUCAGAUUCUCAUUUUUUUAAUAGUAUCUUGCUCAAAAUGCUGCAAAAAUAUUUAACAAAGCAAUAUAAAUGCAAAAUAAAAGCGAGCACGGAUGAUUUUAGAACAACGAAUUCUCGAAGAAAAGUUUUAUGAGAGAUAUCCUAAGAUUUGUCAUGGGAAGAUGAAUUGACACACAGCCCUGAGGAGUUGCGCAUGGUACGCUUGUUGACGAUUGCACACGCCGCGCAUUAUGUUUGUCAAGCCACACGGAACAAAACUAAGCUAUGGUGGGGAGCGAUCGAUAAAUUCGAAGCCGCAACGUCGUACCGGCAAGUAAGCAUUCCGCUGCAUUAUCUAAGAGCUCGACAAACGAAGCGACAAGAUAAAACCGAUCAAGAUGCCGGGACCAGGAUGCGACAAGUGCAAGGACAAAUGCAAGGAUUGUAAAUGCGGUGACAAUUGCUCGUGCUGCGACUCUGGAUGCAAAGAUAAAUGUGACUGCAAGACGGGUGGACAAUGCACGUGCAAAGCUACAUGCACUUGUUAAUUAAUGACAAAAUAUCAUAUAAUCUGUACUAAAAAUAAACUCAUAAUGGGUUAAAGUAAAUCUAAUAUGUAGAUCAAAUUCGGACUUACUUUAGUAUUGUCAAAGUAAGAUUUUAUGCUUUAUAAAAUUUAUAUGUUAUGUGAACUUUUCCAUUUUGUUAGAUGAACAGCUAAUGAGUUAAUAAAAUUUAUAGAUUUUAAAUAA
This is a messenger RNA of Cataglyphis hispanica, 4138 nucleotides long. RefSeq lists its product as uncharacterized. Bases 210 to 3014 code for a protein of 934 amino acids. The record is from RefSeq and is a predicted model, not a curated record. The transcript is spliced from 9 exons. NCBI's taxonomy places the organism in Eukaryota, Metazoa, Arthropoda, Insecta, Hymenoptera, Formicidae.